This is a messenger RNA of Phaeodactylum tricornutum CCAP 1055/1, 1963 nucleotides long. RefSeq lists its product with no specific name. Gene Ontology annotation, cellular component: mitochondrial small ribosomal subunit. NCBI's taxonomy places the organism in Eukaryota, Bacillariophyta, Bacillariophyceae, Surirellales, Neidiaceae. The record is from RefSeq and is a predicted model, not a curated record. The transcript has a single exon. The coding region runs from base 68 to 1963 and encodes 631 amino acids. Gene Ontology annotation, molecular function: structural constituent of ribosome.
CGAUUCGGAAUGUAACACAAUUGACCAUUGAAUUCACUUUCUUUCUUCUAGCUGGUAGUCCUGCCGUAUGACGAUGUUACAUUCUGUCCGCUUGAUGCGUUCGAUGCCAUCUAGGAUGCUAUUUAAUCUUCGAAGCGUGAAAAAGAGCUCGGUUCCGAUGUGCGUCACUUUUAGCGCGGCUGCUGGAAACCUCAAUAUUUACGAUGAGAAACAAGCGGAUGAAGAGGAGCGCCGUAGGGUCGAACUCUACAAGGAAAUUGACAACAUGAAAGGUAGAGGAUUUACUGAUCCCUGGGAUUUGGAAGACCUGAUGAACUCCAAAACAACGUACGCCGACCUUCCUGAUUGGUCUCCCGCACUUGUGUCUCGCCUAAGUCAAGAGCGCGUGAAGAUCCAUCCCGACAAGAUACCCACGCUCUCUACCCUUGCUCGCAUACCUUUGCCCCCUCCUCCACCUCCGCAUCCUGGCCACGGACAAUUAAAGUUGUAUGCAUUGCAAAGAAAACGCGCUAUAUUCAAAAUUAUUGCCGAGAAAGUUGAAGCAAUGGUGGAGCCGGAAAUUUCUCGAAUUAAAGAAAUUGUUUCGUGGGAAGACAAGCAAGAUGCUGUAGAUGAAUUAUUUGAGCGAGUUGAAUUCUCAUUAAGAGAAAAAGAGGAAAUCCUCGGCAAACAUCCUUUGUUUAGUUCUUGGGUCGAAAAGGCUUUGGAGCAGUAUUUGCAAAGAGUUCAGCGAUCCCAAGAAAUAGAUCACAACGACGCAGAACACAAGGAUUCCACCACGGAAAACACAACGAGCAUGGACGAAGACGCCCUGCCUAAUGCGGAACAAGAUUCGGCCGCGCUCCCUGUUUUUCUUGACUGCUUUUCGGAGAGCGAUUCCGAAGCGGAAAAUUCUCCAAAGAUUCUGCAUCCCCUCAAAUUAUUUGAGCGGGGUCAAAACCUCGGACGAAUGAUAGAAGAGUGGGACCUUGCUGCUCACAAAACUUCAAAACGCAUAAUGAUUCGACAAUGUACGCGCCAGAUUGCUCAAGCUCUUGAAGGACCCGUUGCUCCGAGAGUUUUUGUCCACGGACAGAAGGGAGUUGGUAAAACAGCUACACUGGCGUCAGUUGUUGCCUCGGCUCGUAAAUCCGGGCAUAUAGUUAUGUAUUUCUCUGACGGAGACCAUAUGUCAAAAAACGGAUUCUACAUCGAACCAAAUGCAAAGCGGCCGGGCAUAUUCGACUUACCUAUUCUGAGCGGGCAGGCCUGUCAGCAACUUCUGGAUUGUCACAAAGCUGACUUGGAGGAGUUCAGUAUCAGCAGAGAAACCUUGGAAGUGUAUUUUACUGCUGACCAAGUGAACAGGCUCUCAGGGCUAACCGGUGAAGAAAUGAAACUUGUAGAAGUCCUGGAAUUGGCAGUCGAAAAGACCGCUGUUGCUCCUAUGUGCUAUGCCGCCGCAGUCGAUGCCCUGAUGAAGCAAGAGAAGAAGCCGUUUUUGAUUGUUUCAGAUGACUUCAACAGUUUCUUUCAGCCAGGAUUUUACUUCCAUGCAGAUUACGACUACGACGUAAAGAAAGCAAUUCCGUACGAACAGAUCAGCCUCUUUAAACCCGUCUUGGAUGCAAUGGCCUUGACUGCUGAUGAAGGCACCGAUCCGCGAACCCCAAUGAUGAUGAAGCAGGGUGGUAUUGUCGUAGGAAUAUCGGAAUCGCGGGCCGUCGGUCGAAAGAUCACCGAUCAGCUGGGAGUAAACGCUCGUCUACAAGCGAGCAAUGAUGCAGUUCCCAUGAUUGUAUGUGAGGUUCCUCGGCUAUCCAGUAUCGAAGUAGAGCACAUGCUCGCAAAUUAUGAGGCUAUAGGAUUUGGCAAACUUCGAUUGGACCAAGGAGACGUCGUGUUGAACGAUGACGAGGUUACGUAUUUGCGUGUCGUGUCAAGUGGUGUUGCGCAGAAUCUUAUGGAUGUAUGCAUCAUGUAG